AAAAAUAAAAAAAAGGAUUGGAAAUUGCCAUUAUUUUUCUUGAAACGAUGAAAUAAUGAUGAAAUAGACUUUUGUCUUUGUUUUGGGAUUGGCUCAUUCAUUUGAAUCAUUUCUUUAGUGAACUUGUGGAGCGAAAAAUCGCCCCAUUUCGGAGUAUUCAAAAAUGGAGGUCACCAAAUUCAAGAGGCCCCAAUCUUUGCUCGCCAACUACGUCACCAUCAACGACCUCAAGGAGCGCUGGCUCCGAGACCAGGAACGAAAACAGAAGGAGGAAGAAGGACGGCAAGAGGAGAAGAAACGACAGGAAGAGGAGAAAAAACGACGACAAGAGGAGAAGGAACAGCGAGAAGAAGAGCUCCGGCAGCGGAAGCUCCGAGAAGAGGAGGAAAAACGACGACAAGAGGAGAAGGAACGGCGAGAAGAAGAGCUCCAGCAGCGGAAGCUCCGAGAAGAGGAGGCGAAGCAGAAGAAACAAAAGCCGUCGUUUGGAAACCCGAAACCGGUUCCAAGCCUAGGUAUGGUCGUAAUCGGGGACAGUGUCGGCCGGUUAAUCGGAUCGUUUCGGGGCGCGAGGGUACUGUGCUGGAGGGGAAAAAAAGGGAGGAAGAAGAGCCGAAGGAUAACGCCAUCGUUAAGAGAACCGAAGCGGAUGACAAGCCGAAGAAUCGCGGUAAUCGGGCACAGUUUCGGCCGGUUAAUCGGAGCGUUUCGGAAUGUGAGGGUGCUGAGCUGGAGGGAAAAAGAAGCGAGGAAGGAGAGCCGAAGGAAAACGGCGUCGUUUGGAGAACCGGAACCGGUAAUAAUCCGAGAAAUGGGACACAGUUUCGGACGGUGAAUCGAAGUGGCCGGGCGCCCUUGUUGGAGGGGAAAAGAAGCGUGGAAGAAGAGGCGAAGCAAAAUGCCGUAGUCCAAAGAACCCAAACCGAUAACAAGUCCAGGAAUGGGAGUGAUAGGGGACAGUUUCGGCCGGUUAAUAGGGGUGGUCGGGCACCCUCGCUGGAGGGGAAAAGAAGCGAGAAAGAAGAGCUCAAGCAAAACGCUCUUGUUCAGAGAACCGAAACCGCUAACAAGCCCAGGAACCCAAGUGAUCGGGGACAGCUUCGGCUUGUUAAUCGGGGUGAUCAGGGUACCCUCGCUGGAGGGGAAAAGAAGCGAGCAAGACGAGCUGAAGCAAACUGCCGUCGUUCAGGGAACCAAAAUCGAUAACAAGCCGAGGAAUCGAAGUGAAUGGGCACAGUAUCGGCCUGUUAAUCGGGGCGAUCGGGCACCCUCGCUGGAGGGGAAAAGAAGCGAGCAAGAAGAGCUGAAGCAAAACGCCCUUGUUCAGAGAACCAAAAUCGAUAACAAGCCGAGGAACGGGGGUCGUCGGGCACAGUUUCGGCCGGUUAAUCGUGGUGGCUCGGAGCGUGAGGCUGCUGAGCUGGAGGGGAAUGGAAGCGAGGAAGAACAGCCGAAGCAAAGCGACGUCGUUCAGAGAACCGAAACCGAUAUCAAGCCGUGGAAUCGGAGUGAUCGGGGGCAGUUUCGGCCGGUUAAUCUGGGGGUUUCGGAGCUCGAGGUCGCUGAGCUGGAGGGGAAGAAAAUCGAGAAACCAGAGGAGAAGAAGAAAAGGAAGAAGAAGAAGAAGCAGAAGGGUAACAGGAAGUGGAAGAAGAAUGCUAGGGAAGAGAAGGAGGAGGUGACUGAGAAGGAAGGUGGAGUGGAUGCGCAUACAGCAAGUGCCGAGAAGGAAAGCGAUCGGGCGACUGGAAGGUAGAAAAGGGAGUAGGAAUAGAAAUUGAAACUGAAAUUAGGGCAAAGAGCGUGAAUGUGGGUCCGGUGACGGAGAUGGUGCCCAAAUUUGGGGGUUUAUCGGUGGAUGGUGAGGCCGGAAAGGGGAUGAUCAGCUGAGGAGGUGGACUGGAGCUGGUGGCCGCGGUAAUGGUGAAAUUAGGGGCUAUGGUAAGAGAGAUGGCCGCUUUGAUUUGCAGAGACAGAGAGGAUCUGGGUUUAGGGUUUGGGUUAAGAAAGGGGAGGUUGCUGACGGCAAUGGAGGCGGAGUUUAGAGCUUGGAGGGGAGUGAUGCUGUUUCUGCUUUAAGAAUAAGGGUACAAAUAUUUCUUGUCGGAUUGAAGGAAUUUGGAAUAAUAUACUUGUCGGAACAAUGUCUAUCGAAUGAAGUAUUGGAACAUCGACAACCAUAUAUAGCUUACAUGGAUCAAGCAAUAUAUCAAUAAAGAUUGCUCUGCAGGUCCGAGUGGAACAUGUUUGAAUGCAAGUUCACUGAAGUUGGCUGGGAGACGAGAAAGAAUUAUCCAACACAGAGCGGGCGAAACAGAUCUGAACCGGAACUUGUCACGCUGAUGCAGUGGUUUGGUUGAUGACUUGUAAAUGCACCGGAAAACAUUCAUAUUUCGGUUUGUUGAUUGAUCUAAUCAUUAUCCGGGUACUUUUACUUGAUUAUUGAUCGUGAUUUUGGGUGGAACUAAUCGUGAUCUCGGCAUUUGAAUUUCAUAUAUGAAAAGAUGGUGAUGUUCUGUUAUCAAAAUGUGUUGGUGUAAGACUUUCAUUAAAAUCUCCAUGUUUUCUAUGCUCU
Molecule: messenger RNA, 2575 nt
Organism: Pyrus x bretschneideri (Chinese white pear)
Lineage: Eukaryota; Viridiplantae; Streptophyta; Magnoliopsida; Rosales; Rosaceae
Product: nucleolar protein 58
Exons: 3
Coding region: 941-1756 (271 amino acids)
Source: RefSeq, a predicted model, not a curated record